AGCGCCAGUCCAGGAAGUUAACAUUUACAGGAGUUAGCAGGAUAACGAAGCUGUUCAGCCGUCAAUAUUAUACUAUUCCCCACGUCCGUACAGAGUGGAUAGGCGGCGUAUCCUUUUCUCAAGCGUUCCAACUGUCUGAAGCCACCGCGUCACAAGAUGAUGGUCGACCCCACACUCGCUGAAAUGGGCAAGAACCUCAACGAGGCCAUGAAGAUCUUGGAGGAUGGCCGAAAGGCAUCAGAUCCGGAUGCAGAUAGACGACAGUUCAGCAGGAGUAGUAUCCCUGGACCCCUACAGGGAGAUGGGCAGGAUGUGGCCAGUAUACUCCAGCUGGUCCAGAAUCUCAUGCAUGAAGAUGAGGGGGAAGAUAAGCCAAGCCAUCGCAGGAUGCAGAAUGUCGGAGAGCAGGGUCACAUGGCGUUGCUAGGACACAGCCUAGCAGCCUACAUCUCAGUGCUGGACAGGGAGAGACUCAGGAAGCUGAUCACACGCAUCGCGUCUGACACAACACUCUGGCUCUGCAGACUCUUCAGGUAUGAGAGUGGCUCAGCAUACUACCAUGAAGAUGACAGAGAGGGCCUGCUGAAGGUGUGUCGUCUGGUCAUCAACACCCGCUAUGAGGACUACUCCACAGAGGGCUACACCGUGCUCAACUCCAGACAGCCUGUCAUUUACCAGAGCGCCACCUGCAGGCCUGGCCUGGGACAGCACCUCUGCAGCCAACUGGGUCUGCCUCUGUCCAGCCUGUGCACCGUCCCCUGUAACACCAUGUUUGGAUCCCAGCACCAAAUGGACAUUGCGUUGCUGGACAAGCUGAUUAGAGAGGAUGUGGAGACUGGGAAGCUUCCAUUGCUGUUGAUUGCCAACGCUGGCACCCCUGGGGCGGGACACACAGACAAGCUGGGCCGUCUAAAGGAGCUGUGUGAACAGUAUGGCAUGUGGCUCCACAUAGAAGGGGUCAACUUGGCCACCCUGGCUCUGGGGGAGGUCUCGUCCCCCGUGACGGCGGCCACCAGGAGUGACAGUAUGACCCUGACCCUGGGUCCGUGGCUGGGCCUGCCUGCUGUCCCAGCUGUCACCCUCUACAGACACGAGGACCCAGCCCUGUCUCUGGCAGCUGGGUUGACCUCCAGUCAGCCAGUAGAGAAGCUGCGUGCCCUGCCUCUCUGGCUCUCCCUGCAGUACCUGGGCCAUGAUGGGAUAGUGGAGAAGAUUAGACACGCUGUAGAGCUCAGCCAACAGCUUCUGGAGAAACUGAAGACUCUGGCUUCCAUAAAGACUUCAGUGGAGGAUGAGCUCAACUCUCCAGUAGUAGUGUUCAGGUUCUCCCAGGAGACCAGUGCAGAAUCCAGUGGUGGUUCUGUGGAGGGCUACUUUGCUGGAGAGAGAGAAGUGCUAGAUUCCCUCAACAGAUGGCUGUGUGAGCGGUUGGCACAGCUGGUGCCCGCCAGCGGGGUAGACAUAGUGGAGUUGGAGGACGAGGGCACCUGUGUCCGCUUCACCCCUCUUAUGACCGCCGCAGCCCUGGGGACCCAGAGGUGUGACGUGGAUCUGCUGGUGGAGCGGUUGACUGAGCUGGUUCCUGUGCUGAACUGUACGCUGCGUCUCAGACUGGACUUCAGAGAGGAGGUGUACCGCCACUCUGCCCUCAGUUACAUAGAGGACCUCAGCUGGCCUGGCCUGGGAGCCGUCAGGUAUGAGCCGAGGAUUGAGGAGCUGAACGACAGUAAGAGACAGUUGGAGGUGGAGAAGAUCAACAGUGAGCUGCUGGUGAAACUAGGGGAUCUGGAUGCAGACCUCAUCUUCUCCACCGGCCUGGAGUUCGGACCCGAGAAGGACUGCAUAUUUAUUGGCAUGGCAACGGAGGACCUAGACGUUGCAGAGCUAGUGGAUACGAUAGCCGCCCUGGGGAGGGACAUAGAGGAAAACGGCAGGCUAUUAGAGAACAUGACAGAGGUGGUGAGGAAAGGCAUCCAGGAGGCAGAGCUCCAGCUCCAGAAAGACAACCAGGACAAACUCAUGGAGGAGGGUGUGUUGAGACAGAUUCCUCUGGUCGGCUCCGUGUUGAACUGGUUCUCUCCGUUCCAGAGCACUGUGAAGGGCAGAACCUUUAACCUGGCUGCAGGUUCCCUGGACUCCACAGAGCCCAUCUACUCCAUGAAGGCCCAGACAGGUGGGCUGGCGUCGCCAGAAACCCCUACCUCCUCUGCCAAGAGACUGCCAGGACAGAGGCUGUUCCGGCGCGAGGGUGCGGGGGGCUCUGACUCCCACAGUGAGACAAGCUCCGUGGGCCAGGCUGAGGAUCUCUCCAGGGAGAGGUUCCCACAACCCACCACACCCAACCCACCUUCCCCUGUCCCAGACGAGGCAGUUUCCGUGGCCCCUGAGAAUCCAGAGACCCCCCAGGUGCCGGCUGAACCCGAGCCCACGCAGGAGAACGGCGAGGUGGGUACACAGGAAGGGGAAGAGGAGGAGAGACGGCCUGAGGGCCAGGAGGCACCAGUGGAGGAGACGGGCAGAUAGGACAGCCCCCAAGGCAGGGUUAUUUGAAACCAGCUCUGAAAGGUUCCAGGCCAGUCCAGCAGGUGUUGCAGAGCAGGGAUUCAUUCCAUUCUCAAAUAAUUCUCCCUUGCAUCUUUUCUUGACAACUGUCUCCUUAUAGAUCUAAAGGGACUGGAAACUUUGAUGAGAGAUAAUUAGACAGCUACGGCUUCACUUAGCCUACCAGAAGGGUAGGGAGUGCUUUUGUAAUUUUAUCUCUACUUUAUUCUUUCUUUCCAGUCCCUUGAUGACUGGGAGAGGUCAAGGACAAAGGGAAGGAACCAGGAUUUCAGAAUGGAAUCCAGCCUUAGUCUCUAGGGUUGUGUCUGAGGACUCAAUCAUUGUGGGUUAAUAAGUAACUAUGUAGGAGUAGGACCUAAGAACUCUGGUCAAGCAGGAACUACACCUGAGGCAGGGAGUCAAAGGUGAAGGGUCGUCUGAGGACUUCCUGGUUCAUGGCCUCCACUCUACUUCAGUCGGUCUCGUCAUGGCCCGGAGGUAAAACAGCUUAUAUGCAAGCCAAGUAACGUGUGACUAACACUGGAAAUAAAACAAUUUUAGUUUGUAUGUAAUGUAUGCACACCUAUUUCUAUCCACUCAAUCACCAUCAUGAUCAGUAAAACCAGAUCUAUAUAGGGAAAUGUAGUAGAAAAAUGAAAGCAUACUGUGAUAUGAAUUGAACGAGAGAAUACUCACAUCCACCUGCUUCUGAUCUUUAAACACACCCACAGUAUAUGUGCACUACCCCAAUAGACCGUCCAUGGUUUGUCAAACACCCUCCUGUUAAUUUUUGCACAUACUUGGGUCUGAUUGGUGUAUGUUUAGUUUUUUUUUUACAAUAUAAAUGUAUGUUUUUAAUAAUCUGACCAAUGGGGCUAACUUUUCCUUACAAGCAAAGUCUUGCUUAACAUGCAUUCUGAGGAAAUCGUUUUUUUUCUUUGCCAAAAAAUAUAGUGGCUGUAAGUUAUGUUGACGUUUCCUGUGAGAAAGACAUACUGUAGCCUAGUAGCUAUUAUAAUGCCUAGACUGAUGAUAGCAUAUUUGCAGGUUAAAGGAUUUGGUUUCAAUGCAGGGUUGUUUAAAAAUAUAUAUAUAUUCCAUUUGUUCUGUCCAUUAUUACUGCACUACCUUAUUUAAUGUUGCACAUAGUAUGUAUUAAUCAAAACCUUUUCAAUUCAUUUUAUUUUUUAAUUCUCAAAAUAAGUCUAUAAUUUGUUGCAAUAACUACUUUGAUGAAUUAUGAUUCCUGACUUGAAAUGACACAACAAUAUUUCCGUCCUGCUUCCAAUACACUCUCUUUGAUUUCACAUACCUUUUCUCUCAGCCCUUUGUCAAGUAUCCAGUUUUAUGUUCCUUCCAUACCAUUAACUUCUCUCUUUUGAAGACAUCUAGAGAAUUUAACUAUUCUCGACCUACAGCUCUAAGGGGGUUUACGACAUGUUUUGUACACAGUUGUAAUUAUUGAAAUGAUAGCAGAAAUAUGAUUGGACAACGAGAAUGUAACACCUAUGUAGUCAUAAAAAUUGGGAGAACUUUAAUGACCUAGGGUGUCAGUAGACUACUGACAUUACAAUGACUUUCAAAUGUGAUGAAUCAUUUGCUUAUAAAACUGCUUUUGUAUCCACUGUACAACACUGUGCCGUUAGACAUUUUUAUAUCCAAAGCAGACAGAAUGGAAUGAGCUUAGACUUUUAAAGUUUUUCUUAACUUAGGAUGUGCACUUAACUUGAAAAUACAACCGUAACUGUUGUCUUCUGAAUUGAUACUAUAAAGAUGAUCUUGGUUCACUGUACUCUGAUAUAAUUUCCAUUUGUUGUAUAUCUGUUUAAUGUCGUAAGGCUUUGUUGUUAUGUCUUUAUCACCUUACUUUAUUGAGGACAUUGUUUUCAUAUUCAUUAAACAUGUAAGUACAUGUUACUUUUUAUUCUGCUCCUAAUCAGCAAUUCUGGUGCAAUAUUCUACUCAUAGCAAAGGAGAAAAAUAACUGAUAUUUAAUGUUGAACUGGGAGUGUUAUUUUUGAUACACCAUUAAUUUAGUUUUCUGAAGUGAAAAUAUUUAAUAGAUUCAUGUUUUAAGGACAUAGGUGGUUGAAGUACUUACUGCACUAAUCUCAUUGAAGUUCAAUGCCUGUUUCUCAAAGAUGUCUGAAAAAACACUGGUCAAAUGUAAUUUCAUGGGAUGGAAAGAGGGAUGUAUUGAAGAAUCCAAUCAGCUUUAUUAAAACAUGAUAUAAAA
Salvelinus namaycush (lake trout) is the source of this 4777-nucleotide messenger RNA. RefSeq names its product pyridoxal-dependent decarboxylase domain-containing protein 1-like. Bases 157 to 2523 code for a protein of 788 amino acids. Gene Ontology annotation, cellular component: intracellular membrane-bounded organelle. NCBI's taxonomy places the organism in Eukaryota, Metazoa, Chordata, Actinopteri, Salmoniformes, Salmonidae. Gene Ontology annotation, molecular function: carbon-carbon lyase activity; pyridoxal phosphate binding. The record is from RefSeq and is a predicted model, not a curated record. The transcript is spliced from 23 exons. Gene Ontology annotation, biological process: carboxylic acid metabolic process.